Micropterus dolomieu (smallmouth bass) is the source of this 273-nucleotide messenger RNA. Its product is annotated as pregnancy zone protein-like. Gene Ontology annotation, cellular component: extracellular region. The record is from RefSeq and is a predicted model, not a curated record. Lineage: Eukaryota; Metazoa; Chordata; Actinopteri; Centrarchiformes; Centrarchidae. The annotation marks the transcript as partial. The transcript is spliced from 3 exons.
GGUGAUCCUGGACAUCAAAAUGCUCUCUGGCUUUGUCCCAGACCCAGAGUCUUUGAGGAGGCUGAAUGUGGUCUCCUCACAGCUCAAAGGUGCCCUGCUGGUGGAUCGUGUUGAAGAAAAGGAAGAUCACGUUCUGGUGUACAUAACGGAGUUAACGAAGGACAUACCUAUCAACCACAGCUUAGACCUCCUACAGGAGCUCCCAGUGCAGAACCUGAAGCCAGCCGUGGUCAAGAUCUAUGACUACUACCAGCCAAGUAAGUCAGAUACUCA